Messenger RNA from Thecamonas trahens ATCC 50062, 855 nucleotides. RefSeq lists its product as uncharacterized. The transcript has 2 exons. The record is from RefSeq and is a predicted model, not a curated record. The coding region runs from base 1 to 855 and encodes 284 amino acids. Lineage: Eukaryota; Apusomonadida; Apusomonadidae.
AUGCGUGAGGGCUCACUGCAAAUCGAUGCCGGUGUGGACUGGUUCACCCUCAUCACGCCGCCGACCACUCCGCUCGCCGAACUGCGCACACCGGGCGUCCAUCCUGCCCUGGGCUUGGUUCACUGCGCGGCAGCUUACGCUGGUGCGAGACGGCUCGAUGCUGCCAUCUUUGGCUUGAUGGAGAUUGCUGACGCAGCGUCAGAGAGUACCUUCAGCAGGGUGUGGCAGCUGGCAGCAUCGGCCCGCGAGUUCCUCAUGCUCAGCCCGGCGGGUGUCCGCCUCCUCAUUGCCCGCCAUCCGGUCCAUCGCAUGCUCGCCGCUUAUGCUGAGCGCCACGUGCUCUUCAAUGAUAACGAAGAGUCGCUGGACGCUCGUUGCGUCGCACUGGGUCUACCAGCCGGCGCCUCCUGUCCGCCAGCCCUUGAGGAGCUGGCGCUGGACGAGUUUGCCGCCCGGGUGGCGGCUGCACUGAGCGCACCACCUGCCGUAUGGGACGCUGCGUGGCUCUGGGCGCCAGCGGUGGCUGUCGGCAAUGCGUGGGACCUACUCCAUGCCUACGAGCAUGUUGUGGACUACGACGAUCUCGACAAUGGCCUCGAGUGCAUCCUGAGCCAGCUGGAGGUGCGGCUGAUGCGACGCGAGCCCGCCCUCCGCUACCUUUAUGCCUCAGGCUGGCAGCGCCAGCCGCUGCCACCGCCACCACCACCAGCCGCGGCUGCUGUCGCCUUGGCCUGCGCCUCGUCGGCCAAGCCGCAGUCGUGCGUCCACUCGGCCCUUGCCACUAUCGCCCGUCUCUACCGCAAGGACUUUCUUGCAUUUAGCCUUCAGCUCGGCUGGGAGACGUUGGACGUGUAG